Trachemys scripta elegans is the source of this 2341-nucleotide messenger RNA. RefSeq lists its product as uncharacterized. The record is from RefSeq and is a predicted model, not a curated record. Lineage: Eukaryota; Metazoa; Chordata; Testudines; Emydidae. The transcript has a single exon. The coding region runs from base 256 to 2244 and encodes 662 amino acids.
UCUGUCCGAAUCCUGCUGCUCUGCUAGGGGCACCACCGCUCAAAGUCUGAGCCCUCCUGGCCCGUUGGGAGCUGUGUUUAGGAGGCCACUCAGGUUGUCCCCGAGUUUCCUCACCAUCGGUCCUGCUUUCUACCCAAAUACUGAGGCUGGCCAGGUUGGUUUGUGGUAUAGCUGGGGGACUGGUUUCUGCCGUGGCCGCUUGUUGUUAAAGGCAGUUUUUCUGCAGAGCCUGGGGACCCUUUCCCUGCCUGCAGGAUGCCACAGCUAAGAUCUCGGAAAGUGCAGCUAAGCAGGGAGGCACUGACUGCUACGAUGGGGCCCUGCCCACAACCUGUGGAUGCAGAGAUGGGAGCCCACUCUGGGGACUUCUCUGCGGCCAAGGGGAACCCUCAGCGGGAGGCAAAGAGAAAAGCAAUGCAUUCCUUAUCCUGCUCUUCAUCACCUAUCCUGUUCUCCGGUGUCCCAUGUGAGCAGCUCACAUUCCCAGCAGUAGCAUCUAUGGAGGAGCAACAUGGGACUAAUACGAGGCUUGUAGGUAAAAGAAAGGAAGGGAGACGAGGCUGCAGAGGAAGAGGCAUUGCUGCUGCUGGAGGCAGAAGAGAAGCAGCUUUACAGGUUUCAGACCAUGCUGCAACUAAAGUCUGGGAGAAGGUGAUGGUGCCAGUAGGGAGGUGUUGGGAAAAGGCUAUCUGUAGAAAAAGAGGACCGGGAUUGCAGCAGUUUUCCUCUGGAACUAGUUUGGAAGAAAAAUUGGCAACAGGGAUUGAGGGAAAACUAAGAAGUAGCUCCUCAGCAAAAUUGGGGCUGUUGGGGCCCCAAGAGGGAUUAGGAAGCCCAGGGAAAAAGAGCAGACAUUCCUUAAUGGAAUUGAAGCUACAAAUUCCAUGCCCCAAGGAAGAACUGGUGAGUCCAGAGAGGAGUGACAGAUGCACCUUGUCAGAACCAGUAGUGCUGGGGCCUGGGAAGGAUGCAGGGAGCCUGAUAGCACUGGACAUGCAAAUCCCAGACUCUGAGAAGGAAACCGUGAGCCUGAGUGAGAGGAGCCCAUGCACCUUGGUAGAACUGGGGCUUCAGAAGGAAGUGGGGAGGCAGGGAAAAAGGAGCCGGCGCUCAUUUUCAGAACCAAGAGUGCUAAGGCCCAAGGAGGGAGAAGAGAGCCCAGUGACAAGGGGCAGAUGUUUGUUGGCAGGGACAGAGUCUUGGGUAGAAGCAGGGAACCUUGGGAAGAGGGGCAGGCGCUCCUUAUCUGUCCUGGGACCCCAGGAGAAAGUAGGGAGUCCGGGGAAGAGGGACAGAUGUUUUUUAACAGAGGGGAGGAUGUCAGGGCCUCUAGAUGAAAAAAGGAGUCUGGGGGAAAAGGGUAGGCAGUCUUUGGUGGAAGUGAAACUAAAGAGCCCAGGGAAGAGGGGCAGACACUCAUUGGCAGUGCUGCAGCCACAGAGACUAAGCCUCCAAGAAGAACCAGUAAGCCCAGGAAAGAGGUUCAGGUGUUCCUUGCAACUACAAAACUCAGGCACCCAGGAGGAAGUAGGAAGCCUGGGGAAGAGGGGUAAGCACUCAUGCACCACUGAGGAAUCACAUCUCCAGAGCUCAGGUCCCCAGGAGAGUACAGGUAGCCCAAGGAUACGGGGCAGGCAUUCCAUGGUGGUACUACAGCCACACAGUCUAGGCCUCCAUGAGGGAGCAUGUAGCCCAGGAAGGAGAGGCAGGAGCUCUUCUGUGGAACUAUGGCUACCAGGGCCCCAGAAGGAAGCAGGGACCUGUGGGGAAAAGGGUAGGACUUACUUGGGGGGAGCAGGAACCUCAGAACACAGGAAGAGGAGCAGGGGCUCCUCAGCAGAUGAAAGGGUGAAGAUGGUGACCUGGGCUGCUUCUCAGUCAAGGCUGAUAUGUGGGAAGGAUUAUGAAGCCCAGUGCUGGAGGCCAGGCAGGGGUUCUGCUGCUGGAAAUACUCGAGGGAGCAGACGAGGGAAGAUGGAGCAGCAACAGGUUGUAGGGCAAGAAGUGGGUUCUACAACCACUGAUGAUCUGUUCAUUAGUAGAAUAGAGGACAAUGGUGAGAGACAGAAAGAUGGAAAGGAAGAGGCUGUGGUUUCAGCUGAACUAAAAUUAAAGAUCAGAAAGCCUAGUAAGAUCUUAUUCUGUAUCUGCCUAUAUAUUUGUAUGUUGCUGUCUUAUAUCUAUACCCCUCUACUUCCCCUGCUUAUACAUUGCUGUCUGUCUUUUUGCUCUUCUAGUUUGUAGGAUGCUGUCCCAAUUGCUUCAAAUUCUCAACCUUAUUGCCUCUUUUUAAAUACCAUUCAAAGUAAUAUCCCACUAGCAACAGAAACAAAAAGUGCAC